Molecule: messenger RNA, 3087 nt
Organism: Hypanus sabinus (Atlantic stingray)
Lineage: Eukaryota; Metazoa; Chordata; Chondrichthyes; Myliobatiformes; Dasyatidae
Product: gastrula zinc finger protein XlCGF57.1-like
Exons: 5
Coding region: 721-2157 (478 amino acids)
Biological process (GO): regulation of transcription by RNA polymerase II
Molecular function (GO): DNA-binding transcription factor activity, RNA polymerase II-specific; RNA polymerase II cis-regulatory region sequence-specific DNA binding
Source: RefSeq, a predicted model, not a curated record
AUUCCCGGGCUUGGCAGUGCUGUUUUUUCGUUCUUUGUGAAACCGGGUCGGUGGUGAGAUCGGGAUGGGGAGUAGGUUCUCGCCCCCUUGGACGGGGAGCCGGAGACGGAUUAUUCUCUGCGGGGCAACACCAACAAUUUUCCUUCGAUGUAACUAACUCUUCGCGCAUGCUCACUGUCUCCGGUUGGGUGGUGUUUUCCUUUCUGCUCAGUACUGAAGCGGAUUGUCUGCGGGAUUGGGAAAGGGUCCUCCCCUCCUAGGUCAGGAAGCCCGGGAUCAGAUCACAGUCUGCGGGCCGAAGAUAUCGUUUUCCCAUCAUUAGACAUGCGGUGAGAAGUUUAUUUGAAGAAAAACCCCCACUGGAAGCAAACCACAGCUGAAGACUAGGGAACAGCAACAAGUGAAUUGGCCCGAGGACUGAGAACAGCAACUGGAGAGAACAACUUUUCAUCAAGAGACUCAGAUUUCCCAGUGAUUCAGUCAGGAGAAAGUUUGGUCUGAAAUGGCUAACACGAGUGGACAUUAGUUUUAAGGUGCUUGGAAAUAGAUACCGAGGGGAUGUCAGAGGUUACAAAUGACAAGAAAUUUGUCUACUGAAAUCUCAAAUACAGUUUUGCUGUCUCUGUCCAGAUAUUUAAGAAAUGGAGCAAGGGAUUCACUCGAUCAUCCUUUCUGCUCAAACUGUGGGGAGGGAUUCACUCUGUCAUCUGACUUACUGGCAUGUCCAUCAUUCUAAUCAGGGGGGAAACCAUUCAUCUGCUCAGACAGUGGGAAUGGAUUCAGUCAGUCAUUUCAACUGAAUGUAUGUCAGCAAGUUUACACUGGCAAGGCCAUUCACCUGUGCUGUGUGUGAGAAGGGAUUCAGUCAGUCUUCCCACCUGUGGACACUCCAGUCAGUUCACACUGGGCAGAGGCUGGUCAUCUGUUGAAUUUGUGGGGGAAGGAUUCACUCGGUCAUCUGUCCUAAUGGCUCACAAGCGAGUUCUCACCAGGGAGCGGCCGUUUACCUGUUCGGACUGUGGGAAGGGAUUCACUCAGUCAUCUGAACUGAAGGUACAUCAGAGAGUUCACACUGGGGAGAGGCCAUUCACCUGCUCAGUCUGUGGGAAGGGAUUCACCACAUCAUCUCACCUACUGAUUCACCAGUCAGUUCACACUGCAGUGAGAGAUUUCACCUGCUCAGUCUGUGGGAAGACAUUCACUCGGUCAUCUAACCUACAGAGACACCAGCAAGUUCACACUGGAGAGAAGCUGUUCACCUGCUCAGACUGUGGGAAGGGAUUCACUCGAUCAUUCAACCUACAGAGUCACCAGCGAGUUCACACUGGGGAAUGGCUGUUCACUUGCUCAGACUGUGGGAAGGGAUUCACUCAGGCAUCUCACCUACAGAGACACCAGUCAGUUCACACUGGGGAGAAGCCAUUCACCUGCUCAUUCUGUGGAAAGACAUUCACUCAGUCAUCCAACCUACAGACACACCAGCGAGUUCACACUGGGGAGAAGCCGUUCACUUGCUCAGACUGUGGAAAGGGAUUCACACAGUUAGGUAGCCUACAAGCACACCAGUUAGUUCACACUGGGGAGCGGCCGUUCACCUGCUCAGACUGUGGGAAGCGAUUCACCACAUCAUCUCACCUGGUGACUCACCAGUCAGUUCACACUGCAGUGAGGGAUUACAUCUGUUCAGUCUGUGGGAAGAGAUUCACUCAGUCAUCUAACCUACAGAGACACCAGCAAGUUCACACUGGGGAGAAGCUGUUCACCUGCCCAGACUGUGGGAAAGGAUUCACUCGAUCAUUCAACCUACAGAGUCACCAGCGAGUUCACACGGGGGAGAGGCUGUUCACCUGCUCAGACUGUGGGAAGGGAUUCACUCAGGCAUCACACCUACGGAGACACCAGUCAGUUCACACUGGGGAGAAGCCAUUCACCUGCUCAGUCUGUGGAAAGACAUUCACUCAGUCAUCCAACCUACAGACACACCAGCGAGUUCACACUGGGAAGAGGCCAUUCACCUGCUCAGACUGUGGGAAGGGAUUCACCACAUCAUCUCACCUAGUGACACACCAGUCAGUUCACACUGCAGAGAGGGAUUUCACCCUCUCAGAUAGUGAGAAGGGAUUCACUCAGUCAUCUGAUCUGCAGGCACACCAGUGAGAUCCACUGGGGAAAGGCCGUCGACCUGUGAAUGUGGGAAGGCUUUCACACGAUCAUCUCAUCUAUUAGAACACCAGCGAGUUCACACCACUGAUCGUCUGCUCAGACUUUGGGGAGAGAUUCUCUCAACCGUCUCCACCAAGGCUGCAUCAUUAUGUUCCACUGGGGAGGGGCCAUUCACCUGUUGUGAAUAUGGGAAGGGAUUCACUCAAUAAUCUAACCUUGUAACACAUGACCGGGUUCACAUUGGGGAGAAAGUUUCAAUAAGCUGCAGGCUGAAUGCAUCCCCAUUGCUGAAUGCAAUUUCGAGAGUGACUGGGGGAGUCUAGUACAAGAGGGCAUGACUUGUGGUUUGCAGGGGACCCAUUCAGAACAGAGAAUCAGAGAAUUUUUUUUGUCAGAGGGUGAUGGAUCUGUGGAAUUUGUUGCCACGGGCAGCAGUGGAGGCCAAGUCAUUGGAUGUGUUUAAUGCAGAGAUUGAUAGGUAUCUGAGUAGUCAGGGCAUCCAAGGUUAUGGUGAGAAGGUGGGGGAAUGGGACUGAAGGGCAGAUUGGAUCCACUCAUGAUGAAAUUGUGCAGCAGACUCGAUGGGCCGAAUGGCCAACUCUGCUCCUUUGUCUUAUGGUCUUAUGUGAUUAUUUUUUCUCAUGUGCGUUAUUCCUCUUCCUCCUUCUGUCCAAGGAAGUGUUAAUCUAGGUGGGUUUGAGUGUAAGUAGUCUUUUCUAAACUUGUCAUUUCUGUUCUUACUUAUCUUUGUAAAAUUUACUGAUUGAAAUGGGACUAAGAUAUUUUCAUUAAAAAAAGUCAAUGUCGGUAUUGAUGGAAGUGUUUAUUGCCUUUGUUGUAUUUGUUGAGCAUAGAGCUCUGUUCCACAGUUUUUUAAAGCCUUGAAAUAAAUUUUGUCAAAGGUUUUCCCAAUAUUGCACUACA